Molecule: messenger RNA, 6380 nt
Organism: Oenanthe melanoleuca
Lineage: Eukaryota; Metazoa; Chordata; Aves; Passeriformes; Muscicapidae
Gene: GABRD
Product: gamma-aminobutyric acid type A receptor subunit delta
Exons: 9
Coding region: 624-1979 (451 amino acids)
Biological process (GO): chemical synaptic transmission; nervous system process; regulation of membrane potential
Cellular component (GO): synapse; GABA-A receptor complex; membrane
Molecular function (GO): neurotransmitter receptor activity; extracellular ligand-gated monoatomic ion channel activity; GABA-A receptor activity
Source: RefSeq, a predicted model, not a curated record
UUGCCGGGAGAUCGGGGGGGCGGCGGGGGGCGGCGGCGGUGCCUGCGGUUCACUCACAUGCCCCGUGCGGAGCGGGCACAGCGGCUCCGCGCCCCCGAGCGCCCCGGCACCGGCCGCCCCUGCCCCCGGCUCGGCUGCGGCUCCUCCUGCUCCUCCCCGGCACGAUGCGCGCAGGACAUUAGUGGCUCCGGAGCACUUUGAGUUGCUCCCACCCCGCUCCGUGGGAUUAAUCUAUCCUUUUGGAGGUUAUUUUCGGCAAGCAGCCUCGCAGGCGGGCAGUGCGGCCGGAGGAAGAGCCCGCGGCAGGGGAGGGAUGCGGGAGCAGGGCAGCGGAGCCGGGCGGGACUGAGCCACCCGCAGAGGAGAGGAGGAGAGGGAAGGAGAAGAGAGGAGAGCAGAGAAGAGCUGCCCUGCUCCCUGCUCCCGUGCCGGGCUGCCUGCAUGGCUCCCGGGCAUUGUGGAGAUUGUGGGGGCUGCUGCUGCUGAGCAACCAUCCAUCGCUUUAAACUCAGCCUCAACUUAGCGCAGCAGGCAAGAAUGGCAAAGCCACUGGAGCUUUGGAGCUGCCAGGAGAGCCAGGGAACCUGGGUUUUGGUCGCUGCUGUCUAAUAAAUGGGAGUAAAAUGGAAUUUCUUACCUGGGUUUUUCCUGCCUUGAUUCUACUGUGCACCCAACAGCACAGGUGCAUCAGAGCUAUGAGUGACAUCGGAGAUUACAUAGGUUCCAACAUUGAAAUCUCCUGGUUGCCCAACCUGGAUGAUUUGAUGAAAGGGUAUGCACGAAAUUUCAGGCCUGGAAUUGGAGGUCCUCCUGUUAAUGUUGCUCUGGCAAUUGAAGUAGCCAGCAUUGAUCACAUCUCAGAAGUGAACAUGGAAUACACCAUGACAGUAUUUUUGCACCAGAGCUGGCGAGACGAUCGUCUGUCUUACAACCACACCAAUGAAACUCUGGGCUUGGACAGCAGGUUUGUGGACAAGCUCUGGUUGCCAGAUACUUUCAUAGUCAAUGCCAAGUCUGCCUGGUUCCAUGAUGUGACUGUGGAAAACAAACUUAUCAGGCUCCAGCCAGAUGGAGUCAUUUUGUACAGCAUCAGGAUUACCUCAACAGUGGCCUGUGACAUGGACCUUUCCAAGUACCCGAUGGAUGAGCAGGAAUGCAUGCUGGAUUUGGAGAGCUAUGGCUACUCUUCAGAAGACAUUGUCUACCACUGGUCAGAAAACCAGGAGGAGAUCCAUGGGCUGGAUAAGCUGCAGCUUGCUCAAUUCACAAUUACCAAUUACCAGUUCACAACAGAAAUUAUGAACUUCAAAUCUGCAGGUCAGUUUCCCAGGCUCAGUCUCCACUUCCACCUUCGGCGAAAUCGAGGUGUUUACAUCAUCCAGUCUUAUGUCCCUUCCAUCCUCCUGGUGGCCAUGUCGUGGGUGUCCUUCUGGAUCAGCCAGUCAGCUGUGCCUGCCAGGGUGUCACUAGGUAUCACCACUGUUCUUACAAUGACCACACUGAUGGUCAGUGCCCGAUCCUCCCUCCCACGAGCCUCUGCCAUCAAGGCCCUGGACGUUUACUUCUGGAUCUGCUACGUGUUUGUCUUUGCUGCACUGGUGGAAUAUGCCUUUGCACAUUUCAAUGCUGACUACAUGAAAAAGCAGAAGAACAAGAUAAAGGCGAGAAGGCAGAGUGCAGAGAUCAACGUGAAGAAUGCCAUUGUUCUGUUUUCCCUCUCCAUAGCUGGUGUGAACCAGGAACUGGCCAUUUCCAACAGGCACCGGAUUCCCAGAAGCCUGCCUGGAUCUUAUGGCACAAUAGAAAUAGAAACUGGAGAGACAAAACAGCGGCAGGGAAUAAAACUGGACAAAAAGACUGGCCUGAAGUCCCUCUUUAAGCCCAUUGAUGCUGACACCAUUGACAUUUAUGCCAGAGCCGUGUUCCCAGCAGCCUUUGCAGCAGUCAAUGUGAUAUAUUGGGUUGCAUACACAAUGUAAAGACAAUAAAAAAAGGAAAAUUCUUCCCAAGACCUACAAGCUGAACAAUAUCCACAGGCUAAAAAGCCCUCACUGAAACUGAAUUGAGUCACCUCUUCUUAAAAUAUUUUCCAACGAGCUCAAGAUGCUUCCAAAGUCAAGAAGGUCCUGCUAUGAAUUCCUACUUAAAGCAGCAAUUUAUUGCUGGCCUGAUUUGAUACAGUAAGACUGCACUCUGCCAAACAAUUCCAGCUCUUUCUUUCCUGUAAUACCAUGAGACAACUUUUCAUAUGUACAUAUUUGUAGCAAAAGUUUAAAUCUUAAAUGACCAUGGUUUUCCUCCACUUCAAAAGUUAAUCAGUAAUGAAGAUUUGGCUUUUCACACUCAGAUAAUUUCCUUUUGUAAUGAAAGAGCUCAUUCCUCACUUCUGCACGAGUGGUUUUCUGCAUCUGUAGGCUGGUUUAGGUUUAACAGUAGUGCUCAAGUUGGAGUUUUUAAUCAGAAAAAUCUCAUGAAAAAAAGUAAAAGGAAAUAGAGGGGAGUGGAGGUUUUUUCUUAAAAUAUUAUUUGUCUUGGAUAAAGUAUUGAAAAAUUUCAAUGCUCUUAGUCACAGCAUGAAAUAAAAUAUACUACAUAAAAUUCUACUGAAUUGUUAAUAAUGACUGUAUUACAUUUCAGAUCUAAGCUAAUGAAAGUUUAAACAAUUAAAUACAGAAAUGUUUAUUCAUUUAAUAGGCCUCAAAAUAGAUAAAAUUAUUUAGAACCACAGGGAAAGCUCAGGCUUCCUGUGUUGGAUUUGGAAAAAUUUGAAAGGUGUUUGAUAAGGAAGGAAGUCAGACUCCAUUUGCAGAAAGGACUUUAGAAUUUGUUCUGUUAAUUUUCACAGAGAAUCUACCAUGUGUGCCUCUGAAAAUAUCCUUUUUGAAUCUGUCCCUAAAUAGCUGAGGGAAGUAAAAAAAAAAAAAAAAUCAGAACUGUCUUUAAGUUAUUCCGUUGCUUUGGAUAUUUUUGCUGUUUUUAUUCAGAGGCUGACCUAAUCUCUUAGGCCUCUUCACUUCCAUUUUUCAACAGUGAAAUUUAUGGGUCCUCAUACACACUGCUUAAUUCAGGAUUAGAUCUCUCACCCAGCUCAUGCAAAAUAACACCUUGUUCUGUAAAUAAUCUCAGUGAGUUCAGCAAGUGAACACAGUACUUACAACAAACUAGUUUCACAAUUAUUCUCUGAAAUAUCCACAAUAAAUAUAUUGGAAUAUGGAUUAAAACAACUGAAAUAUUGUUUGUGUAGGAAGCCAAUGCAAGACACUACAAAAGGGAAAUUUAUUUUGAUGAUAUUGUUGCCUUGAAAAUGAGAGGUUGUUUUAAAAAUAGAGACCGACACAAAAGAAAAGAUGAAAUGAGAGAGAGGGAAAGAAGGAAGCAAAGAAAGAAGCUGAAAGCUGCAAUGGAAAGGAGCAUGGAGAGAGACUAAGCCAGAAGCUGUAGGUGAGAGAAGAGCUCUGCUGGCAUUUAAGAUGGGGCUCUUGAAAGUGUGGCUGGCAAUUAAUAGUUGCAAUAAGGGUGAAAGGAGGAUUUGAUCCUGGUGGAGCAUGAACACAUUCCUCCUGCCUUAACUCAGCUCUGAUUUAUGGUUUGAUUUCAUAUGACCAGCACUGAAAGACAAAACAUUUUAGCACUGAUUUUUAAUUUAGAAUAGGUUUUGUUCGGAGUCAGUGAAAUAAGAGAAUGCUUUGAAGAAAAAAUAAUGAUCUUCAACUGGGCUGUAAUAGAAAAUAUGCUCCACUGUAGGUCUUAGGUUCACCUCAAUCUUUAGUUCCUGUUAUCAUGGAAAAGCUGUCAGCCAACAGAGGGCUGGAAAACCCUGACUGACAUCAAGCUGUGAUUGUUCCACAAAGUCCUCACCAACAUGACCCUGGAUUGAGACCUGGAUUCUGCUCCCACAUCUCACCACUGACCUGCUGGGGAAUCUCAGUCAAGACCUUCCACUGCAUCGUCUGAAAAAUUGCUAUAAUGAUUUCUUUCCUCUAUCUUUGAGUUUUACAGAAGAAAAGCCCUUCAGGAGAGGCAGAAACUCUUACCCUCCAGCUAGGUAAGUACAUCCAGCUGGUACUUUCAUGGUACUAUUUACCAUAGUUUCUGAGGCUCACAUACUGAAUUAAGGCAAAGUAUCACUCAAAUCUCACCUUACCCAGAGAGCUAAUGAAAAUCUGCAUCUCCUUCAAUGUAUCCAGGUAAUCAAGCUUCUACUAUUUUCUGCCUGUUUCUCCUCUUUCAAAUUUAUUUUUCUUAUUGUUUGUUCCUAAUGUUGAUGGAAUGCUACAUUUCAGAAAUACACUAUUUUUUUUCUAAGUGUGAUUUUGGUCAUAAUCACUUUCUUUCCAAGGAAACUGAACCUCUUCUGCCUUCUUCUGAAUCAAUCCUACUUCUCUAUAUAAUGAUUUAAUGCAGAGUGGAAUAAAAGCAGCAGAAGCAUGACUUUACAAUGCCUUUUCCUUACUAAGUUGCUGCUCUUUCCAUGAUCUAUCACCACAAGUAUCCUACAUCCUUUACAAAGAUCACAGUCCCUCCACCUUCUCUGUUACACUUGCAAAAAUCAGAAAUAAUCUUUAGUUUAAAAUCAGAUUUACGUCUGCUGGGACAGCAGAAUCCAACCUUUUUGUAUCCCACUGUUUUCUCCAGAUAUUAGUUUAUUAUGUAGCCUGUCAAUCUCAGUAACUUCUGCUAAGAGUAAAAUUAUUGACUAAAUCCAGCUCAAGAAAUAUUCACAGCAAGUUCCUGAGGAAUGAAAAUCAUUAGAAAAUAACCCAUUAUUUUGGAAUUGAAGUUAUUAAAAAGCAGAGAAGGAAGCAUGGCCCUAGUCCCUCUAGUGGGCAGUAGCUGGUUAUUGAGAGUAAUUAGCAAGAAGGUGGCUGCAGAUAUUAUAAAGGCAAUGUCUAAACUAAUUACUUCAGCAGUAAUAGUUUGUAAUUGUGCACCUGACAUAACUCCUUACACUGCAGCCAACUGACUGAUCACAUGGGGUUAUUGGACAAAAUUAGUUGCUUCUCCAUCUGGGAGAGAGUCACAGGCUGCAUGUCCUGCCGACUGCUUCAGAAGAUUUAUUCAGUGAAUUUUUUCUUCAGUUUGACUGCAGAUCUUCAAGGUGCACAGCUCAGACUGACUGAUCAAAGUAAAAGGUGGCAGCAGCCUCCUCAAAAAACCCCCAAUGCCUGAAUGCCAGACUACCUACAGUGAUGUAGACAGAAGCAUAAACAAAAGGCAAAAAAUAUCUCAGGAAGUUGCAGGGAGUCAGAAAAGUGCUAUGUGAGCACACAUAUGGCAAUGUGUCCAUCUCAGGAACAAGGGGAUCUGAGGGGAGAACAGGAGUUUCAGCUGCUGUUGCUGCACUUGCAUGAGUAGCACAAGACAAAACACCUCUAUCAACAAGAGGGAGAUUUACUUAAUUUGGUUUCCAGAGUCAGAAACAGAAAAUUCAGAUGCCAUUCAAACUUUUGAGGAGACAUUUCAGUAUAGGAGUAUGGUGAAUUGAUUGGAGUUUUGCAUAAAUUUGAAUCUUCUAUACUUUUGUGUGUGCUUCACUUUGUUGUUUUUUUUUUCAUUUGAAAUAAUCAUAUUUAAAAAUCCCCAGACAUUAUUACUUUAGAGCUAUUAACGUCUAAAGACAAUUCCCUAUUCAACUCUAAUUUCAUGAUGUCCUUAAUAAAGUGAAAUAAGCCAGAUUUUAUGUCAGCUGAAUGCUGACUUUGGAUGGGUUGUACUAGUGCCAUAAAAAAAGUAUGUGACAGAUGAGAAGGCACUUUUUCUGUGCUGUACCUGAAAGCAUUUGUGCUCCUUUCAGCAAUUUAUAGUACUGCUCUAUGGACUGGCGUGUCUGUGAGAAAAAGAGUGGGAUAUGUGUUAAUGUAAUCAUUCUAAAUGUGAAGUGCUAAUAAAAUGUAGAUAUACAGAAAUUGGAACUCCUAUAAACGGACAAAAUAGGCAUUCCAGCUAUUGAACUGGAAGAUAAAAUGCAUUAGAAGGAAAAUCAGAAUGACCCUGGAGAUUUCAGCCCAUAAUGACAUCCUGCCUUUUCAGUGCCCAAGGGUUUGCAAAACUCUCCUUUGGCCUUGACAACAGAAGAGGAAGUGCCAUUGUGUGUUUGUGAGAGCUUUCUGGGGGGCACUUAUGCAUGCUGCUGUACUAUGUGAAAAAAUAGCUAUUGCUGCCUCACGAGGCUGAAAAGAACCAGAAAGCACAGGAUGAAAGAUGAAGAAGAGCAAGAUACUGCAUUUGUUUGGAAGUAAUGCUGCUGUUAAUAGUGACAGCACUAUGAAGAGGUUAAAAACCACAAAUGUGUGUCCCGUGCCUGGGUAAAAAUGAAAGCAUUUAUCCCAGUUAAAGAAAAAGCUCUCACAUCAGUUUUUAACUGGUUUGCUAAUCCAAUA